Molecule: messenger RNA, 3252 nt
Organism: Neurospora crassa OR74A
Lineage: Eukaryota; Fungi; Ascomycota; Sordariomycetes; Sordariales; Sordariaceae
Exons: 2
Coding region: 449-2854 (801 amino acids)
Biological process (GO): P-body assembly; deadenylation-independent decapping of nuclear-transcribed mRNA
Cellular component (GO): P-body
Molecular function (GO): mRNA binding
Source: RefSeq, a predicted model, not a curated record
CCUUCUUCCACUUGGCACCAAAAUCGCCGGGCGACGGACCGGCACCUUCCCAGUCUCUGGCACGAUUCCAUCACCCGACUUCACGACGACUCGAGUCGUCUCCUUCCACUCCAGUGCUCGAAGCGUAGAGGUAACCACUGCCCCGACAUCGAUCCAGUUUCGUCGCGCGUCCCUUCGCCAUCUCAAGUGUCCAGAAGGCACCGGGUCCAGAGCUGCACCCCACACACCGCACCGCAUCCACCGUUGUCGGCUGUCGCAUUGCAGCCAGACAGCAAAGGACGGAUCCGACGAGAUCGCACGCCUCGAGUAACCAGCCGACCCUGCUCGUUUCGUUGUUGUUCAUAGUCUGUUCAUCGACUACUACACAUCAAUUCAUCACACCUCUUACUAUCUACCCACCCGGAACCGUCCCUUUGUCUAUAUCGUCAUCCUCGGACAGUUCGCAACCAUGGCGGAGGACUCGUUCAUCGGUCUUCCCAUGUUGGUGACGAUGCGUAAUCCGCCGGCGAGACUGAAGGGCACUGUCAGCGAAGUGCAGGCUGGACACGGCUUGACCCUGACCAAUGUUUGGAAUGUCGACAACAACCGGUGGGAGCCGAGAGUCUCCAUUCUCUCCUCGAACAUUGUCGACAUUGUCUACUUGCGCGAAGAUCCUUCUCCCCAAACCGCCGUGCCCCCUCCGGUGCCCCCUCCUCACGUCAUCCCACCUCCUCACGCCGUCCCCCAUGCCAUUCCGCAGGUCGCUCCGCCUGUUGCUCAACCGCCGCCGCCGACUAAGCCAGCAGCCUUUGUGGAUCCCGCCAUUCUAUCUGUUGGGAAGCGCCCUGGCUCUCUGUCAGGUCAUGCGUCGGAUACCUCCCGUCACCAACCUAACACGAGUGAGAAGAGAGACCCGACUCCGGCUGUUGUUCCGUCGAAUAAUGCUGUACCCAUCCCAUCCGGGACUGCCACCCCGACUCUCCCUGUAGUAGAUAGGCUGAGACGCCUGGAACUGGACGCUCAAACCAGCACCCAAGAGUCUGCGGACGAAGACCUUGCACCCGAUGCCAGCUCGCAACAAGCAGCCGCAGCCGCUCAGAAGAAAAAGAACAGACGGCCACGCAGGACUGGAAACAACUCGAGAAGUGGGCUACAGGAAGACUCAGAGGCGUCUCCGCAGGUCUCUCGCGCAACUACAAAGGGCAAAGGCUGGAGACAGACGCCUAUUUUGCAGAGUACCUCCUCCUUCCAGCCCUUCAAUUCUCUGAAGAAGAUGCGAGGAGCAAACGACAACGGUUGGGCUUCGGAAGAUGUCACUGAUGUGCAAGAAGCCGGCGAUUUUGACUUUGAAUCUGGUCUCGCCAAGUUCAAUAAGCAAGAUUUGUUUGAACAAAUGCGCAAAGACGAUCUAAUUGACGAGGCCGACCGCCUGGUAUCGCACAAUCGUGUACCCAAGCACAAACCUGGCACCGCCGGUGGCAAGAACCUGCACCAUUCGGAGAACGUUCUCGACAUGCCAUCUACCAUACUGAAGCCGAAGCUGAUCGUCAAGGAGACAUCCAAUGACUUCUGGAACAGUGAAGCUGAUGAUGGGGUGAUCAACGGAGCCGAUCGACUGAGUGGGAGAGAUCAAGCAAGCAGGCAAGGGUCACGCCGAGGGGACAGCAAGGUGGCAUCUAACCGGAGGUCGAAUUCCCGUAAGGCGAGCGGCGUCCCGGCGGCGCACCCUUUGAGCAGAGUGAAUUCAUCUGGUGUAAGCCACUACCGCACCCUAUCAGCUAAGGGCAGUCGGCCGAGUAGUCGGCUCUCAGCGAGGGCAGCUGUCGUUGACAAGAAGAAGCAACCGGCGACAACGGUUGCAGCAAGUCCGCAGGGCCUUUACGUGCUUCCGUCGAAUCGCAAGAUCGAGCCCGUCUCGGCUCUGCAAAUGCUCAACCUAGAGAACAUUGCACACAACGAGAUUGGCCUUACAGAGGAGAUGAUGACCGAGAAUGCCGGACGUGGCAUUGCAGAGGUGACGCUUACAGCGCUCUCAGACCCGGCUAUCAAGGUGCGCCACUCGAGCAUCGUCGAUCCCACGUCCGGUAACCCGCCGCCACCGACAGUUGUUGUACUUGCCGGCAACAACAAAUCUGGUAUCCGGGCUGUUGCUGCCGCCCGGCAUCUUCGCAACAAGAACAUCAGCGUGAUCGUGUGCGUGGUUGGCCUUGAGCGUGGUGAGCGUGAUCUCCUCGAAGACAUGCGCCAGCAAGUUCGCCUCUACAAGAACAUGGGCGGACGCAUCUUCUCCAAGAGCGACUUUUUUGAGCACCUUCGCAAGAUCAGUAUUCCUAUGCUGACAAUCGACACACCUCGCUCGUCACUCAGUAGCCUUGCUAACCCGGCUCCUAUUAUGCUCAUUAUCGACGCGUUGCUGGGCCUGGCCAUUUCUUUUGAUGAACUGAGAAACGGUGACCAGGCGACGGUUUACGAGCUUAUCGAGUGGGCUAACCGUAAUGAGGCAUUUGCCCUUGCAGUUGAUAUUCCCACAGGUAUCGACCCAUCGACAGGCAAGGUUAGCGUUGUUGAUGGUAACAAGUUGUAUGUCAAGCCGCGCUACGUUGUUGCCGUUGGUGCGCCCAAGCGUGGACUGCUCGAGGCUCUGAUGGUGGCGGAGAACGAUGAUGGGGAUACGGUGCUGGCUGGCGGGGAUACCUCGUUGCCAGAUGAUGCCGUGCUGGAGUGGAAACUCUACCUGGUGGAUCUGGGUCUUGGCCCUGCUAUGUGGAAGAAGGCAGGGACGAAGAUGCGUAGGGGCAUCGACUUUGAGGACCGUUGGGUGGUGGAGAUGAAAUAUCGCGGACUAGCGGAGGAGGAGGAAGAAGAGUUGGUUUAGGCAUCUUGCUGUUCCCCCACAGGAAGAGGCAUGUCGGAUGCUUACGCCGAGUCACUGAGGUGGUAUCCAUGCGAAGAUAAGCGUUUUGAAGGUCGGUGUUUUUUUUCGGUUUACACAACGUCGAAGCCAAGACUGGAAGGAAAGAAUGGGAAGGAAAACACUCGAGAUGGGGAAGAGAAACGAAAGUUACGCAUGCAUUAACAUCUUUCGGUUGGGUUCUUGGAAGCGAAACAUGGGCGGUUUGUGCAUUUACUCGGAAGCGGAUCCAUUUUUUUUUCUUUUUCCGGGCGUUGGUGUGUUGUCUGACGGUUUACUUCGGAAAAUAUAUCUAUUGAACAGGGAGUUUCCUCAACAUUCGGAUCACACAAAAAUUACGAGAAGUUGCAUGAUCAUGGUCC